AGUUGGUUCGUUGUAUUCGGUACGACUCGGCCGCGGUCGGCUUUCGUCGGAUACUCCUGGCUUUUUUACCGCACAAUAGCACCGAUCGUUCUGCAUAAUCGCGACCCGAUGCACGGACGCGCGCGUUUUGCGACGAUUCGACGACCGAUCGUUAUCGGAUAACCGAUCCACCGGACGGACGCUCGCGAACAACAAAGAUCGAGCGACAGGUCGUUGCACUUUGUACGUUCGAGCGUCGCUUCGUAAAAUUUCCGUGCUGUAAUUUGUGUUUACCGACCGCGCCUCGAUACCCGUUACUCCGUGACAUUUCUCUCGACGAUCGAUCGUUCACCUGCUCCGACGGAUGCUGUGAUUUUCUUUUUUUCUUUUUCUAUCACUUUGACGGUUCGAAGUGCUGGAAGUCUAUCUGUGAUACAGUCUCGUGGGAAACGGAAUAAGUGUGACCGUGCUGGCGGGGACAUACGGUGGAGUGGCGCGCUGAACGACCUGUUGUGUGCUCCGAAAGCAGUUCGGGUUCGCGUCUGCAGGGGACCUGAACGCGGAUAAAGAACUCGUUCGUGAUUCGUGAGUGGAGUCCGGCGGGCGAACAGCCGCGGGGAAACGUUUCUCACGCAAAAAUUCCGGCGAUAAUGCUCACUAACGAAGCGAUGAAGCAUCGCGCGAUCAGCUGACUAGCCGAAUUGUUCGGCGGCCGUGGCUACUACUCUGCCGGUAACAACAAACGGCAGAAAACCGGCAAAAAUUCACACCAGCGGCAGGAACGAUUGCCAACCUGCUCGGUUAUGACGUUCAGCACCCAGUUUCACACCGAGAAAUCGCAGUUUUCCAGCGAUAACUGUACUCGGCCCAACACCAUGGCCGGCGAGGAGGGCACGCUGAGUGGCGGACUCGGUACAAAAUUAAAAUGUCCGACCCCUAUAUCACGCUUAAAAGUGGAGAAGAUUGAGGGUGGCCUGAUGGUGGCCGGGGUUGUAAUAGCUGCGAACUGCCAGAUUGCUCUUCCGGCAUUCGGGUUCCUCUUCAUGCUCGUCGGCGCUGUACUCACUGCUGCCUCUUAUCGCGGGCCUGGCGAGGACGAGGACAAGGAUUCGUACGCAGCUAGGAUCGCGUUCACGGGGAACUCCCGAAUCUUGGGGCCGAUAUGUAUCGUGGUGGGCGCCCUCAUGCUAGCCCUCGGCGUGCUGCUGUGCAUGCUCACCAGAAGGGCGAGAAGAAGGGAGCGUAGGGUCGGUUUCCAUUGCCCUCUUCACGGGGAUUUUUACCCCUUGAGUCCUGUUCAGGGUGUCAAGAUGCUCGGAAUGUCAGGCAAGGAUGUUAGCGGUUGGUCCAAAAUACCCUGCCUGAAGGGACGUUCCUCGGGUAAAGGUGGAAACGCAUCCGGCGGUGGACAUAACGGUCCACCGCAAUGUCCACACUCUGUGUUAAGCAGCACUCGAAGUUCCGUGAGCAGUUCGCCCCUGAGCCCAUGCCCAACGCCUAUGCCAUUCCUAGUUACCUCAGGUUCAGUCAGUAGCGGGAUGGUGCAGAGUGUUGGCGCUAAUUUAUCGCCGGACCAAACAUUCGGAUCGAUUCGUUCGCUGUCGGUAACGAGAGAAGUCGCCAGUUUUCCCCUAUCAAGAACGCCCACGCCACCCCCGCAACACACACCGUCGGCGCUGACGAAUGCGGAGGACCUUGUGAACGUAGGUAGCCCGCUAAGGGAGGCAUCGCCGAGGCCGGAAGUGCGGGUGGUGGCGCCGCUGCAUCGACCGCCGUCCGCCCUGGCGACGACCACCAAUCCUAGCAACGUCACCAACGGUUCGGCUAAUCGCAAAUCGGUCAGCAUACUGCUCCCCGAGCACACGAGUGGAUGACCUCAACAGCAGCACGGCUUUGUGCACCGCUGCGACAAGGAACCACCCUCUAUAUAGGAACCCGCGAGAAACGAGACGACGAAGGGAAAGGCGAAAGGGCAGAGAUCGAUUGCGCGACGAAAGGACCGAGAAAUUAUGGAACCCUCGCCGAGCAAUCGGUCCUCGAGUUUCGAGACGACGGCCAUCAUGUAUCGCGACCUUUUCAGCCUGAAGUAGCGCCCACGUUCGGUGCAUAGCGGGAUUCGGUGAUAUCGAAAUCCAAAACGGAGCGGACAGCAGGCCUACCCGGAUCGAUUCGAUUCAAGCUAUCGGCAAAGAUUCGAUCAUCGACUCGAAUCAGAGGACAAUUCGUCGAGCUGCAAUUGCCUUCGCCCGUAUUAUAAUACUUUUAUUCUGUCAUCGUGCAUAAGCGCCACGGACGAAGAUGGAACCGAAAGUACCUUAACGCGCGGGACUCUCGUUUGGAUGCAUCUUGCCCUAAGCGUUCGCACACCAGGUAACGGAAUGUUUUGUAAUUCGUUCAAAGGUACAGUAAUGUUCCUCGGGUUGUCAGUCGACCAAAAACGAAGGCUAAGGCCUGAACGAACAUUGUAACGUGGGUGGGGGCCGUUUAGAAGAUUGGAAAUAUCGGGGCACUGUUAUUUUGGCGUGUUUGGAAUAAUUGUAUGGUGAGGUUCCCGAAAAAAGAGUUCUGAAAACGCCACCAAUGGCCGACUGGUGUUUGCAUUUCCACUAAAAUCUGGCUCCCGAGCGAUUUUAAAGUAGUAAUUCUAGCUAUUGCUGACACGUUUAUGUUUUAACCAUAUGUACGUAGAAACGUACAUAUGCUUCUAGAGACUUACAAAGAAUGUAUGAAAUUUAUUUUGAAGAAACAAGUCUUAAUAUGACGAGUAUAUUGCCUGCAAGAUUUUGUAACUAGUUUCGAGGCAAAUGAUAUGAUACACAAAUUCCAUUUUACUCGUUAAGCUUUUGUGUACUUAUGCAAGACAUUUUCCCUAUACUAUUUAAUAAAAAGGAAAGGUUAUAAUAUUUGUAGAAACAUGAAAAUUGUGUUUUCUAUUGAAGCUGCUGCUAUUGCUUUAAAUUGUAUAGAGAAAGAAUUUAUUUUACACGUAAAUAAACAUAUCUAAUGAGAAUAUCGUACGGGAUAUGUUAUGAGGGUCCGAAUUAGGCAGAAAAGAAAAGUAAAAUGGUACUACUAUUUCGUUGACAAAAUGUUAACAUUUGAUUAUCGAACGAUCGUGGUCGUUUGUAAUAUACUUCAGCCAGAAAUAAUGAAUACACCUCGAUAAUUGUUGCCAUAUUUUAUAUUUUCUUAUUCACGAGAAAUGAAUUGGUUCUGAGAAAGCACAAUUCUCUCUCACGAACUUGCGAACAACUGACACAACUCAAAAUAUGGAAUACGUGUUCCGUGACUGAUAGGUAAAGCGUUAAAUACUCUUUACAUAAUUUUACUCGCGAGAGUGAGUUCUGAAAUAACGAUUGUAGGGGGAGAGUACCAAAUGGAACAAAGUACCAAAAUUAGACAGAUUAGGAUUGUUCCGUAAUUAGAUCAUACAUGUCAGUGCCAAUAACUCUAGAAAAGGACAAAAUUACUUAACAAUUGUUCUUUUCUUGAACAUUCUUUUGUUCUUCCUGUAGCAAUAACUUAAGUAAAAUACGCCCCCGUAAAAAAAUUCUUAUUUGGCACUUAAAUCCUUUGGUACUUCCACUGUGCAAUUGACUUUUUCGACGACUUUUUUGUACGAAGUAGUUCAUAGAGAAAUAUUCAACGCUUGUUUGUUUUUGUCGAAAUGUCCGAUUAUUUUCUAGCUCAAAAUCAUUUGAACAUCUUUUAAGAGCUUCAUGAAUUGAAGCAGCCUUACUGUGAUACAGCAGAGCCUCCGUUAUUCGUAUAAAAUAGGGCAAUUUUCAAACAAUUUCAAGUAAAUUAUCCAAUAUAGUAUGUGAACAAAAUUUAAUCAAAAAAUCUUGAUUUCACUGUUUUAUUAUUUGUAACAUGUUAUCCCAGCUAUGUGUAUAUAUUUAUUUAUUUAUUUAUUUUAUUGGAGUGUUAUCCAAAUUGUUUACAUAUGAUAAUAAAGGGUUAAAUGAAAGAUACUGACGUCAGUAAAGACUACAUAGUAAUUAACACUAAAAUAACAGACUUUAUAUACUAUAUUGUAUAUCUAGUGUCUGCUUCGAUACUAUUGUUCCUAUGUAAUACCUAUAAAGCAGGUUCUACUGUAUCCUAAUUCAAAUAUGAACUUUUCUACUUCUGUAACUAAUCGAUAACUCGCAGCGAUAGCUUUACAGCAACCCGAGGAACAAAAUUUGUUGCAACCUGAAGCACACUACUGUACCGCUGUUUCGAUUGCGACACAUCCAAGAACUUCGAACGCCUUUGUUGUCUUCGUGUGGAAUAAUUGUAGCGCCCGUGUCUCCCAGUUAAGAGUACCAUAUGGAGCUGAAAAGAUGAUAAGCGGAAGGAGUGAUAGUUUACUAUGCUCCCCUUUGCUCCACACAUCGUAUUUCCAGCUCUGUACAGUAGCUAGCGAAAUCUUGCGCGAUUCGAUUCCGUGUAAACUAAGAUAUACGAUCCUGCCACGCGAGGGAGCGAAAUAAACGCUCCUCUUGGUCUCUUGUGAACGUACGCGGAUAAAAGAUAUCUUUUAAUUGCUAGUUACGUCUUUGUCAUCAGCGACUCCGUUAGCUGCGACCCGCGGAGAUCCAACCCGGUCUCGAGGCAGACAAAUUAGGCGAAUUCGGAUUGAUUCGACGUUAUUAUCAGAGUCGUAGUGUCCCGAGACAAUGUACAAAGCAUAAUUUGCGUUCACCGAUUGCGUUGCUUGCAAGCAUCAGGUCGUUUCACGAGUCAUUUUGUUUGGGAGAAAAUAAAAUUCAUGCAAUAUAGGGUGAAAAAUAAAAGGAAAAUUCAUGUUAGUCUCUAUAUCUGUGAAUAUUAUUAAAAUCAUUCGAUAAGUAUUAUUGCGGGUCAACAGUAAUGAGCAAUUAAAGCAUUUAUCUGUUCAAAUUAAUUAGAUUCUGUGUGCAGAGACUUAUUGUACAUAAUUUUUAUAUAUUUUUAUUUGUAGUAUGAUAGCGGAUAUUGACAUUAAAAUCGACGGCUUUUAUCAAAUCAUUCCAUGUAGUGAAGCUAUGAAUUAACAUUAACGUUAUUUACAUUUACAAUAAGCUUUUGCACACAAACUGUAAUUGAUAUGAACAGAUGAUAAUUAUAUAAUAAUUCUUCAACGUCCCCAAAUGGGAAUACCCUCUUAAUUAUAGAGAAAAGUUGUGUAGAAAGAUGGCCACGAUGAUACGUGGGUGAUAAAUAUUUAUACAGUUCGCAGACUUGUGAAAUCGACCUGAUGUAAAGAACGUACUAGUUUUGUGCGGCUCUGCUGUUAGUUAACAUUAACACGCAAUGUUUUGCAACGAACGCUUCGAAUAUCCCUCGCUUUCCUCGUUGAAUUUCGCGGCGGUAAUUCCAAUCGGGCAAGAGAAAACGGUUUUUUUUUUCAUCGACGAUCGACGGACACGGAAUACCUUCUUCGAACGGGAACGAUUGUGAAUAAGAAGUGUCAAUUUACCAUCGUACUUUAGGAAGACAGUAUUAUUUGGCGUACAUAUUGGUCAUCGUUGCUAAACCUUUACGCGAGAACUGAUACAAUUCGAAUAAACGUACGGGUAUCAUUCGCUGACAAUCCAUCUACCAGACAAGUAUUGAAUUAUAAUUCGUUCAUCGUAAGGCCCAAGACCAUUCGUCGAGUGUCUUGGCGGACAUUGAAGCAAACUUCACCUCCAGUUCAGUUUAAGCGGUUUUUUAAAGAAGGCACAACCGAAUUAUCGUUACCGUGAGGCGAUGGAUAUCAAACACUUCUCAAUGCAUUCAACAUUCCAUACCAGAAUCUUAGAUACGACAAUCAAUGUACUCUGGGGAAUCGUUUAAACGAGUUGUUGCAUUCUUCGUUUGCGAGCAGAAACGUUGGCCAUCACAAUGGCGGUGCACUUACUUUCCAACCGUAAAGUAACGAGAAGCUAUCAAAAAGCUAACGGAGUAUUUCGAAGAAAAAAAACGAACCAUGUCUGUGCAUUCACGGAAACAUCGAUCGAAUUUGAUUACCGUAUACAUUUAUAAAUCUCAUUCCAUUGUUACUGCUCCGGACUAUCGACGUGAAAGAUCGACUUUACAACAGCGCACCCCAUAAUUUUCGUAGACUAGCGUAAUCGUACGGCGACGUGAAAUGAAUUUCAUCUAUGGAAAUCGGUACAAUAACGUUCUAACUUGUAAGAAUAGUUCAAUUACGCGAACGAAACUCAUUCUUAGGGGAUAUAUAUUAAAAAAACAAGAUGGCGCGGAAAGCGAACAAUGCUCAGAAGCCCGCUCAGAAGGGUCGCUCCGAUAACAAAUAGACAGAUACGGACUUCGAUACGGAUAGUGGUAUUUCUCGAGGGAAAAAACAAAACGAUUUUGUUCCUUUAUGUUUGUCGUUUUAGACGAGUUGACAAAUCCCACGGUCUGAUUAGAUCCGGCCCACGAUAAUUGGUAAAACGCGUUAGUGGAAUUAAUCGAGAAAAAAAGACUAUUAGGAUUCAUUGUAAAACGAUUCGAUGGUGCUCCAUGGGACGAUGCUCGAUCGAGAUAUGGGAUGGAACUCGUUCGACGAGCUUAUUAAAUUGUAUGAUUAUCGUGGGCGUUAAUUACACAUAGUCGUUAAGGUACUAGAACGUAAGGUAACAUGUAAUAUGCUCAGAAUUCACCUGCCUGCUCAGUGGCCACGAUAACCCAACAGCUUUCACGACUCUCAUCGGAUAGUUUCUAUUUAACCCCGGUUCAUCGUGCAACUUUUUAGUGGUUCUUUACUCGAGCCUCCAUCGCGACAGAGUUUGAACGGCGCUCGAGCAGGUGUACGAGAUUUUAAAUAAGACUCUAGUCCUGUAAAUACGUAGCUAGACGAAACGUCGAAUGAGAAAACGAUCAUCAGAACCACCGUUGUCCCGAGAUUGUCUUGUGGUACUGAAGUAAAACGUUUGUGGUUCGCGAUAGAUCCUACCGUCGCCAUUGCAUACAUCCAUUUUUAGCCAAGGAAGACCAUUCUUUACCAAAUUCUUUUCUUAACGAUGAAUUCGAUUGUUCACAAAACUGAUUUACAUAAUUAAAAAUCCAAGAAAUAUAUGUGUCAGUUAUUGUAGCAGUGGCCUAAGUUGCAUGUUUCUUAUUCAAAGAUGAGCAAACGUUCACGUUUGACCGGAUCAAAAAAUAUUUCUCCAUCGUGACGCAAAAAUUGACCAAAAACCAAACAUUAUGCUAAUGCGAAAUUUAAGAUGCUCCACAACUCUGGAACAGAAGGUUGAAAGAGAAAUGUUCGCGUGAUAAAAAUAUGGACAACCAUUUCUAUUAAUAUACUGAUAUAUUUUGUAUAACAUAAUUGUUCCACGCUAUACUUGGAUUUUCGUGACUUUCUUGUUUUGUACCACAAUAUGUAGCGUAGUAAAUAUAAUUUAUUUAUUAACAUUUCUCAAGCAUUUAUCGUAAUUGUUCAUCAAUUUAUGAACAACGAGUGAAUAAUUAAAUCAAUGAAAAUUAUAUUAAAACAAGCUAAUUCUCGGUAAAUUAACGAAUAUACGAAUCUAUAAAUUUCGAGCAUGUUGGUACGCUGUUUUGGGAAAAUUUGGAACCCUACUACUCCAAAAAGAUUAUGACACCGAGAAGUAACGAUUGUAUUUAACUCUAAUUGAUUCCAUUCGACGUAUGGAAUUUAGUCUGCAUUUAAUCUUCCGUGUAAUCGCGUACAAAAUGGCAUUCCAAACCGCAAACGUGUUGCUGCAGAGAACACCGAGUUCUGAUAUAUCCGACAAUAUAUUUACAUUAAUUGUAACGGUCUAGUAUACAUACUCGUGUAUAGUACACUUUGUGACGAUUGUUCAUGCACCCGUAGCAAUCAUGGUGAAAGGAAGAACGUACGUGCGAAGCGGCGCAAAGCGUAAACGAUUCGAUGUUGAGGAAUCGAAGGAAGAAUUGUAUCUGUCAUCGACCUAAAUGCUCUCUACGCGGUUUGUGUUGCAUUCGCGAUGCACGUGGAAUAAUACGAGAUAGAGACGUUCGAUUCUGAUUCGAUUCUUGGCAAAACUCGACUCUUUCUGUCAUUAAAUUGAUUUCUUUCUCAAAUGAAUCCUGAAAAUUUAAUGCAUUUAAAAUUACAUUUGACUAAUUUAUAUGUUUGAUAUAAAAAAAUUCUUUUAUUAGUGUUUCUGUUAAAGAAUCUAUUCCAAAAUUAUAUAGGGUGUUCUGGAGGCCAAAAUAAGACGAAAAUCGAGAAUACCAAUUUGUUGAUGGAGCUAUGAAGCUUCUAAUGUGUAAAUUAGAACAAAAAUUUUUGAUCGAUUCAUUAAAAAGAAUCGAACAUCUCUAAUAUAAGGCGACCACUCGUAUUGCGCGAAACCGUGUGCCAAAAGAUGCGUCGUGUUUCUUUAGUGAUACGAGGACUUCACUGCGCGUUUAUCAACGAAUCGGACCAACAAAGAACAUCGCUCGAUGAAAACCAACAUAAAGAUUUGGACUUAGAAAAAUUGAAUAUAAAAAUAAAAACGAGCGUGAGACAAAAUCGAAUUCAAGAACAAAAUGUGACGUUUUUUUUCUUAAUUUUGUAACAUAUUCCAACACACAGGACUGCUUCCUCGAAGUUAAUUUUUCGUUGCUAUUAAAAAUCCUUUAUUGUCUACAUUUCCAAAAAAUGGAAAAUUUCAUGUGCAAAAUUGUUUUGACUAAAAUAUACCCCGGUAUUAAUUAAACAUAACUUCGAGGAUAGUUUUCAUCCCUCCACAGUGAAUAUCAGCAAAUAAAAGACUAAAAUAAAUAGUAAAUUUUGAAUAAUGCUACUCAAAUAAUAAACUUGUUAGUGAUACAAUAAUUUUAAUUAAAUUUAUCUAUAAUAAAUCAUAAUAAAAAUUACCUUCAUUAUUGUUCAAAGUAUAUUAUUUAUUUUAGAAAUUUCAGUAAGUGAUACUAUCCAGUGUUUUAUUUAUGCGUUCGAUUUUAUAAAAAUUGGAGAUCGGGCAAUGUUCAUUGCUAGGUAGAGGGAACGUCAUAUUAUUAAUUAUUUAAGAGUUAUUUCUCGUCGAAGAUGCCACACACAUCGGAAGCUCAAAAAUAACGUUGUUAUUUUUAAGGAUAGUCGUUAACAGAACGAAGAAACUCUGACCCCCGUGAAAUCGUCUGAAAAGGCUUCGUAUCAUUUUACAAACGUAAUCGAACUAGCAGGGGUCCCGAAUCUAACGAUUUAAGUUGUUCAAUUAAAUUUUAAUUUAUCACGUUAAUGAAAAUGAUAUCGUCUCUAGAAUUAUUCAACGAGAAAUCGUUAGUUUCGUGGGCCCCCUAAUCGCGAUGCGACCAGAAUUUCUUCAAAUACCCGAAUCGAACGAAAGAUCGGCACGUCGUAUGCUCAAGCGCUGGAAAGCCUAUCGAAUCGACGCAUUCUUAACUUCCGGGAUCGAUAAAGGACACAGCGUACGUUUCGUGGACCGAAAUGGCGUCGAUGCAACGCUUCCGCUCGAACGGAUUUCGUUUCGCACGGCGCGAUACCGAUUGCGUUUCUCCUUCUUUCGUUUCUAGAGAGGAAAGGGAAGACGAUUAUUGUGAUAGAACACGUAGGAACGUAAGGCGAGUUGUAGGAGUUACGAUUUAAGCGACUAAAGCUAUCACUUAAGGAUGCGAGGGGAGAUUAUAUCGGCCAAAACCGGGCGUCGAUCCACGGCGAUCGACGCGAACGCUUGAUACGAACACGCAUUUCGGUGAUGCUCGUGUGUAGUUGCAAUAUCAAACCGAACGAGACUCACCGAUACGAUUAAUCACACCCGUUGUAUACACGCGAUAACCGAUUGCUCGCAUUUUCGUCUGGACGUCGGUUUUCUGGCCGACGAUUAAGAGGCUGAUUAAAUGAUACACUGGAAUUACGUAUACAUAUGAUAUAUAUGUAUUCAUAUAUAAAUAUUUCGGUAGUUGUAUUAUUAUACUUUAUAUAUGAUAUAACACGAGUGGAAAUCGUCCCUGGUUUUUCUCCUCAUACGAUAUAUAUAUGUAUAUGUACAUACAUACAAGUACUUCUCCCGUCUCUCCACGAGUUUCUUUUCUUACCCUAGCGAGAACAUUUCUUUCUUCGAUUCAGACGAGACUAAUAUACAAGUCGACUUCCAAAGAACUAUUCUCAUUGGUAAAUUUUAUUUAUAAAUUAAAAGCAACCUCGAAAGACACAAGUUGUUCUCCUUAACGACGAAAUAGAAAUCAUGAAAGCUCGAUUAGGAUGUUUUCCACCCGUCGUAUUAACCCUUUACAGUAUAAGAAUUCGUCAUAAUUGAAAUAAUUGAUUCUUGUGGUACCAUUUUGAGAAACUAAAAUUGUCCUCUUUUCAAGAAAUUAACACAAAUGCAUGGUAUUUAAAAUUUUGUCUGUUUUAUUAAUUAAGUUUCUAUUGCCAUACGCUUUUUAGUUAUUUAGUCUAAAGAUUGUGAAGAUGUAAUGUCUAUGAAGAACUGAAUUUUAUUAAUAGCUAAUUUUUAAUAUGAUUUUGAAUAGAUCUUUCGAAGUCCACUUUGUAGGGAAAUUAACGAUCUGGCCUGAAUAUAUUUGUACGAAGAUUAAUGAUGUGUUAUGGCCUGAGUCCGUAGACUUUCGAAGCCGAGGACUUCCGUUUGGAUCGGAAAUACGACGAAACGAUCCCGCAUUUUUCUCGGCAAAUUUUUCGAUUACCGUUGUUACACAGCAAUGGCCGUCGCGCGAUCAUUAAUCACGCAAUCAACCAAGAACACGAUUUUUCACACCUACGGCGACGUUUGCCUCUGUAUUUCGUUCUUUUUUAUACUGUAUAGAUCAGGAUAGAGGUGACCGGAGUGUGGCCUAUUUUUCGAUAGCGUGUAACUGGUAAAUUAAACGACGUACAGCGACGGGACGCUUUUCAGAUUGUGAAUUUCGGUCGAAAAUGGAGGCAUCUCGACGGAAAUGACUGCAUUUUGCGAGGCCGCUCUGUUUCUUAGAAACGAUCGAGCAAACGUUCUCGCGGAUCGAUCAUGUACGAUCUGGCUACACGUUGAGUUUUUUCCUAUCGUUUCGAGGACCCCAGCUUAGUGUUACGCCCGUUAUUAUUAUCGUUAACGUUAACAAAUUAAUUAUCGAUUAGUUACUAUCGUUGCUAUUGCUAUGAUUAUCGUUAUUCACCGUUAUUAUUACCGUCAUCGCCACUAUCGAAUUAAAGCGAAAAUAGUGUGCUCUAUACUCGGUAUCUGUGUCGAAAAAUCACCUACAUAUGCAUAUAUUAAUGGUUAUCGCUAUAUAUGGCUAAAGCUCCAAUAUAAUAAGGACAAAAAAAUAACAAAUAUUACGCUCCUCUUCUCAACCCUUUGAUUCAUGAGAGGUCGUUCUGGCUCGUAAGUAAGCAGAGUAAAAAUCUUAAUCUACGGCUGUACGAACUCUUCUUGCGAAGUUUUCGCUAACGUAAUAAUCCGUUGGCACGCAACGAUUCGUCGACUUUCAUGUACGUGUUCGAUGGACGACGUCGGUUUCACAAAUUUUGUACGCGUAUGUACUCUAGUUUCGUUUCUAAAACGUCGAUAACGAAUCCACGAGAAAACGAGAGAGUGUAGGAAAUAGAAAACGAUACUCGAUCCUUGUGUGACUCCAUUAAGCAUAACGAAACUGUACGCGCACCGAUGUAAAAGAAAAGAAAAAAGGAAAAAUGAAGAAAAAUAAUAAUGAGAACGAUUGAUGAAGAGUACUGUAUUCAUCCCCGACACACACCUAUUUAUUUGUACAUUAUUUUACCGAAUAAACGUGCAUUUUUUGCAUCCUUAA
Molecule: messenger RNA, 11679 nt
Organism: Colletes gigas
Lineage: Eukaryota; Metazoa; Arthropoda; Insecta; Hymenoptera; Colletidae
Exons: 6
Coding region: 783-1853 (356 amino acids)
Source: RefSeq, a predicted model, not a curated record